GCGGGAUCCGGGUGGCUGCGGGCUGCAGCGGCGGUGGCAGAGGCUGCGGGGUCGGGGUCGCGGUCGCGGUCGGGGUGGCGGCCGAGGGCAAAGCCGCAGCGAGUUCGGAGGCGGAAACUCCGCGGGCAACGACCCACUCGAGGUGACCCCCUCGGAGGGAGCGCACCCGCCCCACACCUCUGCGUCCCAUCAGGGCUCCAGGCCUCCCCGGCAGGAGGCUUCCCCCCAGGAUGGCAUCAGCUGGAGACCCCCCCACCAGCCCACGUGAUGCAGCAGACCAGAACUUCGACUACAUGUUCAAGCUGCUGCUCAUUGGCAAUAGCAGCGUGGGCAAGACAUCCUUCCUGUUCCGCUACGCAGACGACUCCUUCACACCCGCCUUCGUCAGCACCGUGGGCAUUGACUUCAAGGUCAAGACCGUCUACCGCCACGACAAGAGGAUCAAGCUGCAGAUAUGGGACACGGCAGGACAGGAACGCUACCGAACGAUCACCACGGCCUACUACCGGGGAGCCAUGGGCUUCCUGCUCAUGUAUGAUGUUGCCAACCAGGAGUCCUUUACCGCAGUGCAGGACUGGGCCACCCAGAUCAAGACCUACUCCUGGGACAAUGCUCAGGUCAUCCUUGUGGGGAACAAGUGUGACCUGGAGGAUGAGCGUGUCGUGCUUGAGGAGGACGGCCGGAGGCUCGCCGAUGACCUUGGUUUCGAGUUCUUCGAGGCCAGUGCCAAGGAGAAUAUCAACGUGAAGCAGGUCUUCGAGCGCCUGGUGGAUGUCAUCUGUGUUUUAGUGGGGGCGCAUGGGCAGCCUGCGGGGCUUCCACAGUGCCUUCUGGGUUCGAGCCAUUGUCCACAUCCAUUCUGUGCUGGGCGUUGUCUGGAGUUCACGAGCUGGCAGAAGGUGGUUAGCCUUCUUCCUCACGCCCUGCGGGUUCUCAGAGUUCAUCCUUGGAGAUGUGGAAGGAGGCUCCUUGCUCAGGGUCCCCUGCUCUGAUCCCGAGCCUGCCCAUCCAUCUCUGAUCUCAGGGCUCCAAGGUGGGGAGGUGACUUUGGCCCUGGUAGACCCCUCCCUUCUGGCCUGCAGAUCCUCUGUCUGUGAAAACAGUAUUAAAGCAGCUUUACCUGUUGUGAAGGGAUAGGGGGACAGACCCCCCCGGGUUUUGGGGACCCCGAAGUGCCUUGAGUUUCCCCAGAAUUCCGCAUCACCACGACCCUGCCACUGUUUUGGCUGAUCCAUGUUGCCCCUGAUCCAGGACUGAAUUCUGGAAUUAUGCACCGUGUGAGGCCAGGCAGGGAAUCGCCAACUCCCUCGCCUUACUGUUUGGGGCUUUUUGCCAGGAGUUAACCUCAGAGCCAGGAGCCCCGGGCCCUCCCGCCCAAACCUGCCUCCCAGGGCCCAUUGGGUGAUGUUUCAAGCAAGGUCUUUCCACAUCUCACAUCCUGCUAGAGAAGGAAAUUGAGCAACGUUCCCAUAGCCCGCCCUCGCUGGUGACUUUCUGCUGUAAGGGCUUGGGCUCCCUUUACGUGAGCACCGGUGAAGACCCAGUGUCCGUUUCCUGAGCCAUGUCAUCGGUGGGGUCCAGAGACGGGACCUUUUUUGCUAAUGGAGGAGUCACUCUAAGGAAUGUUUGGGGUUUGGGCCGGAGGAGUGGGAAGGGAGGGUUGUGUAACUGCUACCGCCUCUUGCACUUCAUGAUAUAGCUUGGGAGUGGCAGGCGGACGGGGGAUGGGCUGGGGUCCGUCUCCCUGGUUGAGGCUUGGGUUCCCAGCUGCCCCGGGCUCCUGCUGGGAGGUUAUGUGCAGUUUGGGGAUCUAGCAUCUUCACACACACCCCGUACAGCUCCGUGGCCCUUUCUGCCUUGGAACACUAACCGACACCCCAUAACUCGAUAGACACUGUGAGGACAGCCCAAACCGAUAGUCUGUGUUCCCCAAUUCUACUGUCCCGGCCCCUGCUGGCAAGAGGACCUCCUGUAGCCUUAAAGGUCUCCGCCUCCUCCCCUGCAGCACGGGGAAGGCCUGGUUCAAGUUGAACCUUAGCCCUCACCUUUCUGGAAACUCUAGAUUGAACCUAUUUCUAGAGGGUCCCAUGUACCCCGUAUCAGGGUCGGCCCUGAGCGUUUCAAAGCGAGGAUAUCUUUGUACACCCACCAGUCAAAUGACUGGUGAAAGGAUCAAGUGUUGGGAGACACGCAAAGUGAGAAGGUCUGAAUGCUUGGGGUGGGAAUCAGAACUGUUCAUUGCUUUGACAUAAAAGUGACAUUAAAUUAGUUAAAUGCCUUCUUAAGUUGCCCCACGGGCUGUCAAGAUGUCCCUGGCCAGUCCAUUCUCGCUGAGCUGCUGCCAGAAAAAAAUGGUGGGUCAAGAGGGGCGAGCCUGUUGUCACUCACCGCCUGUGUGAUGCAGGGUUGGCCAAAUCUUGUCUCUAAGCUUUCUGUGUAGACCAAGUUCUUCCACCGUUCAGCUUCAAGUAACAACCGAGGCAGCUGCCUCCGGGUUCUCUCAAGACUGGGAAGCAUGUAGGAGCAUCAUAUGUAUUUUUGUUUCUUCUAAAAAUAAUGCAAGUUUUUAUUUCAUGAUGUGUGGGGGGGAGGGUUUGCUCAAGAUAGUCUCUGGGGAACAGAAAUGGAUGUGCUCCCGGGUCACGGAGGGAAGGGAGGGAGGCUUGUUGAGUUUACAAACAAAAAUAAGCCGAAGGCUGUGGGAAAACCACCUCCCAGCUGCAGGGAGUCCUGCCUGGGUCCUGUCCCUUCUUACCAUUUGCUUUUAGCAACUUGUCUUUCCACAGGCAGUUCGGUGGGAAAUUGCCAUGAUUGCUGUGGUUUAGGGUUCUGCUUUCUUUCCUUUUCUUUCUUUUUUUUUUCUCUUCCUGGCUUCUCUGGGGGUCAUAUUCUUGUGUCAUUCUCUCCAACUAAACUUAGAAAAACAAGCAAAGGGUGAAAUUUGGUCUCCGUGUUGAAGCGCUCAUUCUGCUAACUGGCUUCGUCUCCCCCAUAAUCCCAAAACACUACGGAGAGAGCUCCCGACCUGCUCAUUUCCAUCCUGGAUGUGGUUCUCUUGCGUCAGCGAUUCUCUGAUGUCCAUGGGAAAGACGUUGCACUUUUCUCCACAAGAAAAAAAAAUUAAAGCCAUUGUGCCCAGA
This is a messenger RNA of Eptesicus fuscus (big brown bat), 3140 nucleotides long. RefSeq names its product RAB3D, member RAS oncogene family (gene RAB3D). Lineage: Eukaryota; Metazoa; Chordata; Mammalia; Chiroptera; Vespertilionidae. The transcript has 6 exons. Gene Ontology annotation, molecular function: GTP binding; GTPase activity. Gene Ontology annotation, cellular component: synaptic vesicle; plasma membrane; endosome. The record is from RefSeq and is a predicted model, not a curated record. Gene Ontology annotation, biological process: protein localization to plasma membrane; protein secretion; regulation of exocytosis. The coding region runs from base 231 to 992 and encodes 253 amino acids.